Molecule: messenger RNA, 2419 nt
Organism: Nanorana parkeri
Lineage: Eukaryota; Metazoa; Chordata; Amphibia; Anura; Dicroglossidae
Gene: TOX4
Product: TOX high mobility group box family member 4
Exons: 10
Coding region: 117-2048 (643 amino acids)
Biological process (GO): regulation of transcription by RNA polymerase II
Cellular component (GO): nucleus
Molecular function (GO): chromatin DNA binding
Source: RefSeq, a predicted model, not a curated record
UGUGCUAUACCGGAAGCUGGCCUUCCGCCAUCUUGGUGGAGGCGGAGAAGUGUGGCUAUAAAAAGAAGGAGAUAACCGGUGUUAAAGAUGGAGAGUGCUGGUGUACGUGUUCAUUGAUGGAUCUGCACUUCUUCCCGGGACUGGACAGUGGUGAUGGGGCAGGACUUUUUUCAGGGGAGGAGGGCCCCUCCACUGCUCUUGGCUCCCAGCAUGUGUAUGGGAUGUAUGGCCGCAACAAGUUUCCGGGGGGGAGUGAUAGUUACCUGACCAUCACCGGCUCAGGACACCCGUUCCUAACUGGGACGGAGACAUUUCAUACACCAAGCCUAGGGGAUGAGGAAUUUGAGAUUCCUCCCAUAUCUUUAGAUUCUGACCCGUCCCUGGCAGUCACUGAUGUAGUUGGACACUUUGAUGACCUUGGGGAUCCUACAGCUGUUCAAGAAGGAGCAUUUGCAGCACAGUAUGGCGUGCAGACAUUAGAUAUGCCAGUGGAAAUGUCCCACGAAGUGAUAGAACAGACUGGUGGACUGCUUGGAUCCGGACUAACCAUGGAUUUGGAUCAUCCCAUUGUUACCACUUACAGUGCCAACCCACCGGUUACCAUUGAUGUUACAAUGACAGACAUAUCAUCUGGUCUUCUGGCUCACAGUCAGUUAACAACCAUUGACCAAUCGGAGCUAAGCAGCCAACUUGGUUUGAGCCUUGGUGGUGGUACUAUUUUGCCUCCGGUCCAGUCUCCCGAGGAUCACCUGUCACCUACUCCCUCACCAACAAGCUCUCUGCAUGAUGAAGACAUGGAAGACUUCAGGAGGAUAACUGCUCCUAAGAAUGUUGUUGUAGAACAAACCAAGAAACAGAAAGCCUCUAAGAAAAGGAAGAAGAAAGAUCCCAAUGAGCCUCAAAAACCUCUUUCUGCAUAUGCACUAUUUUUUCGUGACACGCAGGCUGCCAUCAAAGGACAAAACCCUAAUGCCACAUUUGGGGAGGUGUCUAAAAUUGUGGCCUCCAUGUGGGACAGCCUCGGAGAGGAACAGAAGCAGGUUUAUAAAAGAAAGACAGAAGCAGCCAAAAAGGAUUAUCUUAAGGCUUUGGCAUUGUACAAGGAAAAUCAGAUGUCACAGGUUCUUGUGGAGACUCUGGAUUUGGAUCCUCCUGGUGCACCAGCUGUACUGCCUGAAUCACCGGUUCAUUCUCCCUCUAUCGUAACUGCAGCCAGUAUACCCCAGAGUGCUUCUUCGCCUUCUACCCCAUCAGUUAAUCAAGUACCAACACCACCUCCUGCACCCACUCCCCCACAAGCCAUUGCUCCCCAGCCAAGCAUUGCUAAAAUAAUAAUCUCCAAACAGAUGCUCCAGGCGGGGCAGAUCCCCACAUCUAUUGCUAUGUCUCAGGGCAUGGUGACAGUAAUUCCAGCUACUGUGGUAACUUCUCGUGGCCUACCCCUCCACCAGUUGCAGCCCAGCCCUCAGACACGAGUCACACGAUCAGUACUACAGGCAGCGAUGCAGAUGCCUCCACGCUUACAGCCUCCACCACUACAACAGAUGCAACAACCACCACGUCUACAACAGAUGGCACCUGCUCACCAGCCUACAAUCACUAUCCUGCAGCCCCCUCCACCUCUCCAGCCAAUGCAGAAAGUGAGACUCAGUGUUCAGCCUCCCCCAUUGCAGAUCAAAAUUAUACCCCCUCCUUUGCAGCCCCAACCACAGACUGUACAAGUUCAAGCACAAACCAUCCCAAUCAUCAGUGUACCCUGUUCACCAGAAGUUCUUGCCUCACCUGAACAUGUGGAAGUAUUGACGGAAGUGGUGCAAGAGGAGUCUUCUCCGCCACAAAUGGAUGUUCAGCUGGUAAGUGGCUCUCCACCCCGCAGCCCAUCUCCCCAGCCUCGGUGUGUGCGUUCUGGAUGUGAGAAUUCCCCUGUGGAAAGCAAAGAUUGGGACAAUGAGUACUGUAGCAAUGAAUGUGUGGUCAAACACUGCAGAGACGCCUUCAUGGCUUGGGUUGCCGCACGAAAUCAAGGGACACUUGCAACUGUAAAAUAACCCUUGAUCCCUUACACAUCGGUUCAUGUUGGAUCUUAAGGAAAAUAACAUACAACUCCAAUGGAUCAAGCCAAUAUCCAAGAGAUGCAUUUUUACUGACUAUUAUGUACAUAUUAUUAUGCGAAAAAGACUGAAGACUAUAAUGGAUGGGAAUACUUUACCUACUUCCAUGCUUUGGGGCCAAUCACAUGUUCUUGAAGAAAUGGUGGAUACAACCAGCCUUUAUGUCUUUGCAGGAAACAAUUUCUCUUUCCUGCUUCUAAGAAACUUAUUUCCCCUAAACAGAUGGAGUUUGUCUGGAGGCUCUAUAAGCUUUCUGUGCAAAAAUCAAGGGCAGAGGAUAUUCCCUUCAACACUAAGUGCAGUCCUGU